Theileria equi strain WA is the source of this 843-nucleotide messenger RNA. RefSeq names its product signal peptide-containing protein. The coding region runs from base 1 to 843 and encodes 280 amino acids. The record is from RefSeq and is a predicted model, not a curated record. The transcript has a single exon. NCBI's taxonomy places the organism in Eukaryota, Apicomplexa, Aconoidasida, Piroplasmida, Theileriidae.
AUGAGGAUUCUGGCACUAGUGUGGGCGGUGUGUCUGGUAAGGUUUUGUAGCGCAAGACUCUUUUGUUGGUUUUCUAGUAAAAGUAAAACAGAUAAGAAAGUUACUCCCUCACCUGAUCAUGUUGAUGGUACUCCAAUUAUCCUGGAUCUCGUCACUCCAAAUGAGACAAAGUUAGAUGUGUAUACAGAAACAGAAUCCGGAGUAUCCUUCAAGACCGUUACUCCAAAAAGUGUCUUCCAUAUAUCCUCUGUUGUAGACUCUGGAGCUACUCUAUGGGAGGCUUCUGGAUAUGAAAAGUGUCUUCUUGUAGAAUCUUAUGCUAAGAAUACUACCAAGGUUAUCUACUUGGAAACUUCUGAUAGUACUGGAACUAAGUCUAAAUACUUUGAAAAGGCUGAUGAAGCAUGGAGUGAGAUUGAUAAGGAAGUGUUUGUUGAGAAGAUAGAGAUGAUGAUAGAAGAAUCGGGAAAAGAUGGUCUUACCCUUGAUAUCUCUCAUCCUAAUAGAUUACUAUGUAAAUCCUUCGACUAUUCCUUUGCUGGUAAUGCAAUAAAACUGGUCGUCUCUAACAAGGGUGUUAGCAUCUCUAGGCUCGUGAAUGGCACUGAAGAGGUUUAUACUCGUUCCUCUGGAGAAACAUUCGAGUAUGCCAGAGUUUAUCUCAACAAGGAUGGUACUCCUGAACUUAUAUUAAUCACUCUCAGAACUUUAUCUGGAAUAUCACGAAGAGAUUAUGUAAAGACUGAGAAUGGAUGGAGUGUCUGUAAUAAUAGUGAUGCUACGAUUAAGAGUUUAAGGGAUCCUACAAAUUGCGUAUCAAGUUUGAGAUUGAUCUUUCAUUAG